GACCGCUUCUGGCUGCGAGGUAUUCCUUGGAAAUCGCCGCUCCCAGAAGGCAAUUGGCAGCCCCGUCGGCAGGAAAAGCGACAGCGAUAGCGAUAGCGACUCCCCGACAUAUGGGCAAGCAAGGGUCCACGCCGUGCUCCCCCCGCACCACCGCGUUCGAGCCCUCGGCAAAGCACCCCGACGUAGAUGUCGUGGCGACUUCUAGGGAUAGGUUUUUGGAGCAACUUUUGGCCUUUCAAGAACGCUUAUUGGUCCAAUUUUUGGAGCACCAGGGCGCCGCCGUCAAAAUGGAUGAGGGUGAAGGCAAUGUCGGGACCGACCGCCAUGCCAUUGUUGACAUAAACCUUGAAGCACCAGAGCUAGACACGGAUGAAGAGCUUGAGAGCAGCAACGUUGUGGACGUGAAUAUGCCUUCAGACAUUCCACCUUCACCGAUUCAGGAUGAUCAACCUGCCACUUCUUUGGAACGAAUAGAAGACGACAAUGCUGAAGAAGGAACGCCCCCACCGCAGCACGAUGUACCCGAGAAAAACCCCACACCUGUCGCACAACACGAAGGAUUUGACGGUGUCGUUCCGAAUCCUCCGAACCCAACAAGUCCACCACCCACUGCCUCAUCAGACCGAAGAAAGCGACCUCUUGAUGCCACCACAAACUCAACGACGUCAACCGAAACGACACCUUCCACGUCAACUCCACCCGAAACUCCAUCCACAGAGCAUUCUCCUCCUCGUAAAGUUCGGCGCUCGGCAACUCCUGUUCGACAGUACCAGCCUCCAGUUGUCACGACAAACUUACGAUAUUUGAGCCAACAAGCUCUUGUUGCUUUUGAAGACAAAGCAAAAUCAACCUCAAAUUCCGUGGACGACGCAGCGGUAACAAGCGCAACAUUGACGGACGUCAUUCGCCUGCACACCGAGAAGGUGAAGCAGCUGCAAAAAGUCCCGAGUAAAAAGCGCCAACUCCCGCGACUCAAGGACCCAUGCCGCCCCAAAUGCCACUGGGACUUGCUGCUUGAAGAAAUGGCGUGGAUGGCUGCAGAUUUUACCGAAGAACGCCACUGGAAGCGCGCUGCUGCGUGGCGGUUCGCCCGGGAUUCCUGCGAAGCUAAAUGUGCCGAAAAGAAGUCGCAAGAACAGGAUAAACGAAAACUGGCGAGGCAGGUGGCGGUGCACAUCUCGUCUUUUUGGCGAGCAAUGGAAAGGAUUGCAGCGAGGUACCAAACACGUUCGUCAUCCACGUCGUUGACAUUCGAGCGCCACUUGUCCAUUGCUAAAGACCCGUCGUCGCCGCGGCAACGAGGUGUGGCCGACGCAAUAUUGGCCUUUGAGUGGAUGCGAACGGGAGACAAUCCUCGCAUUCGAGACGUGGUUAUUGACCUGUUUGAUCUGUCGAAACGAGCACGUGAAGCCAUGAAGAAGAACUCGGCAGUCGACAGCAAGUAUGCAAGUCUCAAGCUGGCACAAUUUCAGUGGAAUGCACUGCAGUUUAUGCUUGCAUUGAAGCAAGGCGGUCACAACCUCAUAUUGAACGAUCAACUAGGGACGGGCAAACCUUAUACGGUGUCGCUGUUCCUCCACGCGUUAUCUCGUUUGGAGGACGAGCAGACCGUACCGCACUUGGUCGUUGUCCCGGACGCGGAAGUGCACAAAUGGGUCCAUUACAUCAAAAUCUUGCACCCCCACCGUCGCAUUCAAUUGUACCAUGGCUCUUCCACGGAACGGUUAAGACAUCGUCGGGCGUGGGACCAAGAGUACAUGCAGGCUCUGGAAAGCGCGAAUGACGUCGUCCCAGUGUACUGCUGUAUCGUCGCCCACUCCGUAUUUAUCGAAGACGCCACGGCCGUGUUCAUUCCGCAACCGUGGCAUGCCAUUGUGAUCGAAGACAUGGGGCACACGGUUGAUUCACCGCAAGCGUACACGGGACUGCAGAACUGCUCGAGUCGGGUGGUUGUGUGCGAAAUGGCGCUGGAUCAAUGGGCGACAGACCGGACGGCGUUAUGGGGUGAAUUUUUAUUGAAGCACACUCUUGAGACCGAGUGGAACGUGCUCGAGUGGGAUGAAUUGAACUUGGCCGAAGCAGGGUCUGUACAGCGAAUGAUGAAGCACGCUGGAAUGUCGUUCAAAGACGAAUCGUCGUGUCUUCACAUCGCAUUGCGGGCGUUGACGCUGGGACGGCUUCGGAACGACAUGGAGGCGCAGCUGGGGAAAGUGGAAGAGCAGACGGUCGCCUGCAACAUGACAUCGUCCCAGCUAAAAUACUACAACAAUGCAGUCACGGCCUUCAACAGCGCGGCAGACAAAGACACUCUUGACCACUGGCUCCGUUUCAUCCUGCGGCUACGGUCGGUGUGCAAUGGAGUCGACGUGCUUCAGGAUUUUGAACGGUUGUGUGUCGUGGACCGAGUGAUGCUGGAAAGCUGCUCGGCAAAGCUCAAGAUAAUGAUGGAGCUGCUGGAUCGAUUGGUGCACCAAGACAAUUCCCGAGUGGUGCUGUAUGUUCAGAGCGACAUCAUGUUGCCUGCGGUUGAGUACGCUGUGAUGAACCACUUGAACAUUCCAUGUGUUCGAGUCACUGGGUCGGUGUCGAGCCAGCACCGAGCGUUGACGCAUUUUGCGUCUACGGACUCGGUCCGCGUUGCAAUAAUAUCAAGUCGUGCUCGAACAAUUGGAAGCAAUCGAGCAGCCUGUGUGUAUGGAGCUCAAGCAGUGGUUGUGCUCGACAGCGAUUGGGACCCCGUGUGUGAUGCCAAACUCCGCGCGGCGUGGCAUCUUCUCGCGGUGAAUGGCGACCUCACUGUCUAUCGAUUGUACUGUGAGAACACAAUUGAAGCGUCACUGUUGCGGGUCGGUUCAACCGUGUCAGAAAAACUAUUUGGUGAAAUGACGCCAGUGGAGUGCAUUGCGUCUCCGCUUUUCAAGUCGGACGUGUGUCCUUCGUGGUGGAGUGCGUCCAUCAACGUCGACAUGUCAAUGGCGUUGUUGAAAGCCGAGUUGCUUGAAAAAUACUGCGGCAAUGUCGAGAACCUCGAGUGGUUCCACUUGGAGGCGCCACUUACGACCGGUGGCGAGCUAGACACGGAAGAGCAUUUGCUGCUGUCCAACAGCGACGAACUCACACCUGUCGAAUGGUAUGCCGUGCAUUUGGUGCAGUCCUUGAAAGAAAAGCAGUUUCCUCGUUCGAUGCCGAAAGUUGCCAAACCGGAUGCCAGCGCCACCAACGAUUCGUCACCAGUGUCGUUUAACGAGAUGGUCACGGCACGGAAUCGCGACAAGUGGAAAAAAGAAUCUACAGCCUCGUUGUUCUACGACGGCAAUCAACCUUCGUGUGCCGUCGUGCAAUCUCUCCGACUCGAAGGCAUUCACGCGACGUAUGACGUCUUUGAGUCACCGGAACCCGUGCCUGGAGAUGUGGUACUCGACACUCGCGACGACCAGCCAUUCACUGUUACGUUUCGUGCGCGCAAGCCUCCAUCUCUGGCGUCUCCAACGGACAAGCUGAAAGUGUCAGAUCUGAAGCCUAUCAAGGUCAAGAAGGCUAAAGUUCCAGGAAAGGUUAGUGUAUCGGAUGACGCAUUAAAGCGCAAAGCUGCCAACAUUGACGGCAAGAAAAGCACCGACUACGAAGGGUUCCCACUUCCCGAACCGUCGGCAGGCUUUGACGACGAUGGGUUUUGGGGAGAUACGAACUUGGACGCGUUGGACUCGGUGUCGUGGGAUGACACUUCCAUUCUCGGUGGCAUUCAAGUGCAAGGGCUGCCUGACCCAGCACCGACGAAAAAGCUGAAAACGUCGGCGGCAGCAGCAACGUCGGCGUCAAAUCUGUUGCAGCGACCUCGAAAACAAGUCGCUGAAGCGAGCCGAGAAGGGUGGAGUUAUGUGGAAGAAGGGCUGCUGAAGAAGUUGCACGACAUGUAUGGCCCCAACUGGAACCUGAUUGCUCAAAUUCUCACGCGUCAAGCCAUGGUCAAACGUCGGUCUGCUCGUCAAUGUCAGGAAAAGUUCCAGCGCUUGAUGAUGCCAAACAAAGACAAACCAGUCAAGGUGAAACCCCUCGCGCUUUCCCCCGCUGCCGUGAGUUCCCGCGUCGGCCUGCACACUGGCGGUGUAUUGCUGAAGUACCCCAGUACAACAUUUGGCAUUCCACCUCCCUCAAUUCGCAAGAACUGGGUUCUCAAACAGCCGGUGCAGGACCACGAGCUUCGUCAUUUUCGAAGCACGAUGGAGGCAGUUUUGACGUCUGUCAAGAAGCAGUUGACGGCACCGCCGAUUCCUAUUCCGCUGACGUCAACCGCCCCCCAUGAAUCCCACGCUGCAAUUCUGGCGACACCUGCCCUGAGCCCCGAGGAAGUGAUCAAUAAGAGCAAGCUCCUUGCCACGUACCAAGCCGUGACCGUUGGCAACAUCGCACCUGCCUCUUCCUUCCCCGAUACGUCUGGCUUGGGUGGCCUCGAAAUCCCGGCUACCACUCGCGUGCCCCCCACCCCUGAUGCCCCAGCAUGGGGUGACUUGUCGCUUUUACACCAGAAUUUGACCCGUGCCGGAGCUGAGUCGGCGUCUGUCAUGCCCACUUCGUCGGGGGUCCCAGUGUCCACAUCCACCCUUUUGUACGUGAUUGAUCGAAUGCCAGAAAUCAAGGUCCAGAUCCAAGCCAUUUUGCACCGGCACGACUGCACAGAGAGCCAAAAAGUGGCGCUCAUCGCACGGCUCUUGAGCGCCACAAGCCAAGCGAAUGCUGUACCGUCGUCCACGUCUACCCAACCCGUCUUGCAGUCGUGAUCGCAGAACUCUCCCUGGUAGCAAUCAUCUCGCAGACGUGAACAAAACACGUAAUGAAGCCACCAAAUGUGACAUAAUUUUGAUUCACUCCCCAUCAGAAACGCCCCACUAAAAAAUGUUUAAACUAAUUGGAAACACGACGACUACAACCCCAC
Messenger RNA from Aphanomyces invadans, 4933 nucleotides. RefSeq lists its product as hypothetical. The coding region runs from base 111 to 4778 and encodes 1555 amino acids. Gene Ontology annotation, molecular function: ATP-dependent chromatin remodeler activity; ATP binding; DNA binding. Gene Ontology annotation, cellular component: nucleus. NCBI's taxonomy places the organism in Eukaryota, Oomycota, Saprolegniomycetes, Saprolegniales, Verrucalvaceae. The record is from RefSeq and is a predicted model, not a curated record. The transcript has 8 exons.